Chanos chanos (milkfish) is the source of this 2106-nucleotide messenger RNA. RefSeq names its product receptor-type tyrosine-protein phosphatase epsilon-like. The record is from RefSeq and is a predicted model, not a curated record. Lineage: Eukaryota; Metazoa; Chordata; Actinopteri; Gonorynchiformes; Chanidae. Gene Ontology annotation, molecular function: protein tyrosine phosphatase activity. Gene Ontology annotation, biological process: protein dephosphorylation. The transcript has 21 exons. Bases 1 to 2106 code for a protein of 701 amino acids.
AUGGAUCACCCCUACAGACAACACACUUCUCACCUUGGAAAGGUCACUAAGCAUACAGAGUUCACAAUGAUUUUAUUUCUGCUGGCCACAACGCUGUUGUCCAACCAUUCAUCACAUGGAAACCAGACAGCAGAAACCUCAGCACCACAGGGGUCUCACGUGCUGCCCUCAGCUCUGAUCACCUCUCUGCUCCUCAUUAUCUUCAUCCUGCUCACCGUCUACCUGUUCAGGUUUAGGUGCCAGAGGAAGGAUCUUGUCACCUCAGUUGACAAGAAGAUCCCCAAUGGCUUCCUGGAGGAUCAAGAGCAGACAGUGGUACUCCUCCCCAGAUCCCCCUCUCCAUCAAAGAGAUAUUUUCCCAUCUCACUCGACUGUCUGGAGGAGGAAUAUCGCCUACGCUCUGCUGAUGAUGGCAAACUCUUCAGAGAGGAAUUUAAUUCCUUGCCGUGUGGGUUUGGCCGCGGUUUGUUUGAAGAGGCCAGCAGGGAGGAGAACAGGGAAAAGAACAGAUAUCCUAACAUACUACCCUAUGACCACUCCAGAGUGUUGUUGUCACACAUAGAUGGGAAUGUGUGCUCAGACUACAUUAAUGCCUCUUACAUAGAUGGUUACAGAGAAAAAAAUAAGUUCAUCGCAGCUCAAGGCCCAAAACCGGACACAGUGGCAGACUUCUGGAGGAUGGUGUGGGAGCAGAGAUGUGCUACCAUAGUGAUGUUGACUAACCUCAGAGAGAGAAAAGAGGAGAAGUGUUAUCAGUACUGGCCUGAGCAGGGCUGUUGGCAGUACGGUUUUGUCAGAGUUGCUGUUGAGGAUUUCACGGUCUUGGUGGACUACACCAUUAGGAAGUUCUGUGUACAAUAUCAGGCACCUGAUGGCUAUAGGGCCCCUCGGCUGAUCACUCAGCUCCACUUCACUAGCUGGCCAGAUUUUGGAGUGCCGCUCUCUCCUAUUGGCAUGCUCAAGUUCCUCAAGAAGGUGAAGAGUGUGAACCCCACCCACGCCGGGCCGAUCAUCGUCCACUGCAGUGCUGGGGUGGGCAGGACAGGAACUUUCAUUGUAAUUGAUGCUAUGAUGGAUAUGAUGCAGGCAGAGCAGAGAGUGGAUGUGUUUGGGUUUGUGUCCAGAAUACGAGAUCAGCGCUGUCAGCUUGUUCAGACUGAUAUGCAGUACUCCUUUAUCUACCAGGCCGUACUGGAGCACUAUCUGUAUGGAGACACUGAGUUAGACAUUGCCUCUCUGGAGGGCCACCUGCACAGACUCCACAGCACACACACACACAUGGACCGAGUGGGCUUAGAGGAAGAGUUCAGAAAACUGACAAACGUUCGCAUAAUGAAGGAGAAUAUGAGGACAGGUAAUCUGCCAGCCAAUAUGAGGAAGAACAGAGUGCUCCAGAUCAUUCCAUAUGAUUUUAACAGAGUGAUAUUGUCUGUGAAGAGAGGUCAGGAGUUCACUGAUUACAUUAAUGCAUCCUUCAUAGAUGGUUACAGACAGAGGGAUUAUUUCAUAGCCACUCAGGGACCCCUGACUCACACAGUGCAAGAUUUCUGGCGCAUGGUGUGGGAGUGGAAAUGUCACUCCAUUGUGAUGCUGACUGAACUGAAGGAGAGAGAGCAGGAAAAGUGUGUGCGUUACUGGCCAGCAGAGGGCGCUGUGACCUUUGGAGAGUAUGUUUUAGAAUUGAAGAGAGACACAUUGUGUGAAACCUUCAGUCUCAGAGACCUACUGCUUACAUACACACCUGAAAAACAAACACGAGUGGUCAGGCAUUUCCACUUCCAUGGCUGGCCGGAAAUCGGAAUCCCAUCGGAGGGGAAAGGAAUGAUUGACAUCAUUGCGGCUGUACAGAGACAACAGCAACAGUCAGGAAAUCACCCUAUAGUGGUACACUGCAGCGCCGGGGCUGGUCGGACCGGAACCUUCAUUGCCCUUAGCAACAUUCUUGAGCGGGUCAAAGCUGAGGGUCUGUUAGAUGUGUUCCAGACAGUCAAGAGCUUACGCAUGCAGAGACCUCACAUGGUCCAGACUGUGGAACAGUAUGACUUCUGCUACAAAGUGGUACAAGAUUUUGUGGACAUUUAUUCAGACUAUGCCAAUUUCAAAUGA